Molecule: messenger RNA, 1077 nt
Organism: Penicillium cosmopolitanum
Lineage: Eukaryota; Fungi; Ascomycota; Eurotiomycetes; Eurotiales; Aspergillaceae
Exons: 3
Coding region: 1-1077 (358 amino acids)
Biological process (GO): amino acid catabolic process; D-galactonate catabolic process
Molecular function (GO): galactonate dehydratase activity
Source: RefSeq, a predicted model, not a curated record
AUGGCCAAGAUCAAGUCUAUCGAAUACUUCAGGGUAAAGCCCCGCUGGCUUUUCGUCAAGGUCACUGACGAUGAGGGCAAGUUUGGUUGGGGUGAAGGAACCCUUGAAGGUCACUCUCUGGCCGUCGAGGGCGCGUUGGACGAGAUCAUCGUUCGUCUCCUGACGAAUGAUAGUGACAUUGAGCACAUUUGGCAAUUGAUUUGGCGACUUGGCUUCUACCGCGGCGGCCCCGUCUUCAUGUCUGCAAUGUCCGGCAUUGACAUCGCGCUAUGGGAUCUCAAGGGCCGUCGAUUGGGAGUGCCCGUUUACCAGCUGCUGGGCGGCAAGGCUCGCAUUGCCCAAGGACUCAAGUGUAUCAAGAUGAACGCCACCGAAGACAUCAACUGGCUCGACUCCCCCGCUGCCCUCCAAUCCUGCGUCGACCGUCUGAAGCAAGUGAAGGCCCUGGGCCUAGAUGCUGGACUCGAUUUCCACGGCCGUCUACACCGACCUAUGGCCAAGCAGCUCGCCAAAGCUCUAGAACCCUACCAGCCUCUCUUCAUUGAGGAGCCACUCCUCUGCGAGCACCCCGAGGCUAUUAAGCAGCUCUCAAACUACACAACCAUCCCAAUUGCCUUCGGAGAACGUCUAUAUACCCGCUGGGACGUAAAGCGCUUCCUCGAAGACUCUUCUGUCGACGUUCUUCAGCCUGAUAUCGCGCACGCCGGCGGAAUCUCAGAGACAAAGCGGAUUGCGACACUGGCUGAAACUUACGAUGUUGCUAUCGCGCCACACUGCCCUCUUGGCCCUAUCGCUCUUGCGGCAUCAAUGCAGGUGGCCAUUUCCACCCCCAACUUUGUCAUUCAGGAGAUGUCGCUGGGUAUGCACUACAAUGUUGAGGCGGGAGAUAUCGACCUGAAUAGCUAUCUCAUCGAUAAGACCGUAUUUGAUAUCAAGGAGGGAUAUGUGGAUGCACUUCAAAAGCCUGGUAUUGGAAUUGAGAUUGAUGAGGAUUUGGUUCGCCGGAUUAGCAAGGAGACUGAGCCCUGGCAGCCAAAGGAGUUCCACGGGCCUGAUGGGUCGAUUCGCGAGUGGUAA